CCUUCCAUCUUCCAUCUUGCAACCCAAAAUUUCCCCAAAACAACAGUCAUGUCGUCACACAGAGGUCAACCCCUGUUUAGUGGUGGCAUGUAUGAGCUGCUCAAUAAAGGCGCUGCCGAACAUGAAGAAGUUGAGGAGGAGGAGGAGGCCCCUGUAGAGACUUCUCCCGAAAAUCCUUCCGGGUCUCAAAGUCAAACUGCUACGUUGUCCAAGUCUGCACGAAAGCGGCUGGCUCGACAAGCUUCCAAGGGCCUGGACGGAAAAUCAAAGUCCAACAAGCAGUCAGGUUCCGAAACCGAAAGCCCUGGUACUCCUUCAGUCCCUGGCGCGGAGGAAUUUCCAGAGACGAAUAUAGAAGCUCCUAUCCCUCAAGAAGCGCCUAAGCAACAGGCUUCUAGUCCGGCGAAGACUGAACUCGAACAUUCUACCACCAGUCCUUCCCAAAUUCCCGCCUUAGAGAAGCAGAUUCCCGACAUCGCUCCCAAGAAGACUAAGCCUGUUACCGCGGUCCCUGAGAAAAAAGAGGAAAAUAAGGAACAGAAGAAGGAGACUCCCAAGAAGGCCGACGCUGCCCGCUCUUCUAGCCCCCCUUCUUCAAACUUCUCUCCUUCCCUGCCGGCUACUCUUCCUCAACCGACUGGCAAUGCUCUCCCUGCCAACAGGAAAAGGAAGACUCCUCAAGACUUUACACCCGCUGGUCCUGGAAACGUCAUGAACUCUGCUAGCCCUAGCAAGAUUGCUGUCAAGUUUGAGGAUGGUCUUGCUCCCGGCGAGGGCAAGGAAGGCGAGAAAACCAUUGCUCCCAAGAAAAAUCGCAACAUGAUUGAGAGGACGAUCUGGACCUUUAUCAUGAUCGGCGGCUUCAUCGUUCUUCUCUGUAUGGGUCACCCCUACAUGAUCCUUCUCGUCAUGUUGUGUCAAACGCUUGUCUACAAUGAGGUCACUGCUCUUUUCGACCUUCGUGACCACGGUGGUUCCAAGGCUGCUACUCCUGGAGAGCAAGGCGACAGCUGGAACAAGACUAUCAACUGGUAUUUCUUCGUCGUGGCCAACUACUUCCUCUACGGCGAAUCUAUUAUCUAUUACUUCAAGCACAUUGUCUUUGUGGACGCUUAUUUCAUCCCCUUUGCUCGCAACCACCGAUUUAUUAGCUUCAUGCUUUAUGUUGUUGGCUUUGUUGGGUUCGUCGCAAAUCUCCAGAGGCAGUACCUUCGUCAGCAAUUUGCUCUCUUCUGUUGGGUCCAUAUUUCACUCUUGCUCAUUGUGGUGUCUAGCCAUUUCAUCGUGAACAACAUUCUCGAAGGUUUGGUGUGGUUCUUCGUUCCUGCAUCCUUGGUCAUCUGUAACGAUGUUAUGGCAUACGUUUGCGGCAAGCUUUUCGGUAAGACUCCUCUGAUCAAGUUGAGUCCUAAAAAGACUGUCGAAGGCUUCGUGGGCGCUUUCAUCUGCACUCUUUUGUUCGGCAUUGCUUGGGGUACAUUCUGGAUGCGAUAUCCUUACAUGAUCUGCCCCGCCCGUGAUCUUGGUACCAAUGUCUUCUCUCAGGUGACUUGCCGACCCAACCCUGUCUUUAUGUGGCACAGUUUCGAGUUUACCGGUGUCGCCAGGCAAGCUCUUCAGACUAUCCUCGGCCACCCCCCACCUUCCAUCCCCUACGCUCCCUUCCAAAUCCACUGUCUCGUUAUGGCCACCUUCGCCUCUUUGGUGGCUCCCUUUGGCGGCUUUUUUGCUUCCGGCUUUAAGCGAGCUUUCAACAUCAAGGACUUUGGUCACUCUAUCCCUGGACAUGGUGGUAUGACUGACCGAAUGGACUGCCAGUUCAUGAUGGGUCUUUUCUCUUACGUUUAUUACAGCUCACUCAUCCGAAUCCAAAACGUGACUGUCGGUGGAAUCAUGCAGGCUGUAGUCACUUCCUUGACCCAGCCUGAGCAAAUUGAGCUUUUGUAUGAUUUGAAGAGGUUCUUGGCUGGGCAAGGAGUCAAGGUCUAAAUACCUUUCUUGUUGAGAGGUGGUGAUGGAAGAGUUAAUUAAAAAGGGAUAAUGUGAAUACAUCAGCAUCAAGACACCAUUUUGUCUUCAUACCGAAUGCAUAACG
Molecule: messenger RNA, 2095 nt
Organism: Cryptococcus deneoformans JEC21
Lineage: Eukaryota; Fungi; Basidiomycota; Tremellomycetes; Tremellales; Cryptococcaceae
Product: phosphatidate cytidylyltransferase, putative
Exons: 12
Coding region: 49-1989 (646 amino acids)
Cellular component (GO): endoplasmic reticulum membrane
Molecular function (GO): phosphatidate cytidylyltransferase activity
Source: RefSeq, a predicted model, not a curated record